Messenger RNA from Pangasianodon hypophthalmus (striped catfish), 986 nucleotides. RefSeq names its product trafficking protein particle complex subunit 2 (gene trappc2). Gene Ontology annotation, biological process: endoplasmic reticulum to Golgi vesicle-mediated transport. Gene Ontology annotation, cellular component: TRAPP complex; nucleus; cytoplasm. The coding region runs from base 198 to 620 and encodes 140 amino acids. The transcript has 5 exons. The record is from RefSeq and is a predicted model, not a curated record. Lineage: Eukaryota; Metazoa; Chordata; Actinopteri; Siluriformes; Pangasiidae.
UGAUGACGUAGCAGGAAGUAAAACGCGCCUGAUGAGUGACGGCGUUGAAGCAGCUUCGUAAGAAAUGGAGAUUUGUUAUUAAACACAGCACAGAGUUGUGUGUUUUGUGUUUUGUGUUUUAUUGUGCAAACUUUAAGAGGGAAUCUUUUCAUCUUUUCAUCUUGUUAUUGUUAGUUGUUUGUUCGGAAGAGAGAGAGAUGUCCGGGAGCUUCUACUUCGUGAUGGUGGGUCACCAUGACAACCCGGUGUUUGAGAUGGAGUUCCUGCCUCCUGGGAAACCAGAAUCAAAGGACGAUCAUCGACACUUGAACCAGUUUAUCGCUCACGCUGCACUCGAUCUGGUCGAUGAGAACAUGUGGCUGUCCAACAACAUGUACCUGAAAACGGUGGAUAAAUUCAACGAGUGGUUUGUCUCGGCCUUCGUCACCGCCGGUCAUAUGAGGUUCAUCAUGCUUCAUGACGUCAGGCAAGAAGACGGGAUCAAAAACUUCUUCAACGACGUUUACGAUCUAUACAUCAAGUUUGCGAUGAACCCUUUCUACGAAGUGAACACGCCGAUUCGCUCCACAGCCUUCGAGCGCAAAGUGCAGUUUCUGGGCAAGAAGCAUCUUCUGAGCUGAUUGUGAAAUGUUUCUAUGAGUCGUAAAUGUAAUAUACAGUACAUCAGUUUCAUUCGUCUCCACUGUUGAUUUAAAUAUUCGCACUUAUUCUGUACGUCUUCAAACCCGUGAGAAGCUUUUCCUCUGUUGUUUAUUGUGAGUAGUGUUUACACGUAGUGCCUGCUGUGUUUAAUAAAAAGUCUCUGACCGCGUUUCCCUUCUCGCCGACACACGCCAUCAUCUUCAGCAGUGACAUUUACACCUGAUGAAUCCGAAUCGUGGACUUUAAACUGUAGACACAGUUUUUUUUACACUGAUCAUUUAAAAACAUUAUGAGCACGAUCAUCAGUUUAUCAGUUUGUCGGAUAAAAAUGUAUUAUUAUAUUA